Messenger RNA from Linum tenue, 234 nucleotides. The record is from the annotation of a GenBank genome assembly. Lineage: Eukaryota; Viridiplantae; Streptophyta; Magnoliopsida; Malpighiales; Linaceae.
AUGGACUGGCAAGGACUUAAAUUGGAGGAGCCGCUGAUGGAGCUACUGGUUGUGACACCGUCGGUGAUGGCAUUGGUCAUGUUCUGCUUGACAGGGUUGUUACUGAUGAUGAUAUUGGGUUUCGCCAGCACAGUGGUUGUCAUAAGCAUCGGGCUAAGUCCUUACUGGCCUUGCUUCAAUCGCCACCAUCUCGCUCUCGCUGAGAAGCAUCCUCCUCUGGUUGUUGCUUGCUAA